Crotalus tigris (Tiger rattlesnake) is the source of this 4694-nucleotide messenger RNA. It is a transcript of the gene MYB, whose product is annotated as MYB proto-oncogene, transcription factor. The transcript has 16 exons. Gene Ontology annotation, cellular component: nucleus. The coding region runs from base 1537 to 3816 and encodes 759 amino acids. Lineage: Eukaryota; Metazoa; Chordata; Lepidosauria; Squamata; Viperidae. Gene Ontology annotation, molecular function: RNA polymerase II cis-regulatory region sequence-specific DNA binding; DNA-binding transcription factor activity, RNA polymerase II-specific. Gene Ontology annotation, biological process: regulation of DNA-templated transcription. The record is from RefSeq and is a predicted model, not a curated record.
GCCAAGGCAGAGAGGGCCAUUUCCUCACUGUUUCCAGGAUGGCUUUGCGGGCCACAUGAAACCACUUUGCGGGCCGCAUCUGGCCCCCGGGGCCUUGUGUUUCAAUGUCUGGUGUAGGGGAACCAAGAAGGGUCUUUCCCAUGGUGAUUGCGUCCCUGUGGAAGGAGAUUAAGACUGUUAUUCAUCUUUUGAAAUUCUCUGAAGAUGUGGUUUUGCCAUAGGGACUGGGGACCUCAGGGCAAUAUGGCACCCAUGAAGUAGUUUGAUUGUUGUCACCAAGGAGGUAGAUUUAUUGGGUUUUGUAUCGGUGAGUCUGUAAACGAUUAACUUUGUAAACUUCUCUAAACUGCCCAGAGUCACUGUGAGCUGGGCAGGCUAUGCAUUUUCUUAAUAAAGUUGGAAAAGUAUGACGUGCCUUGGAAAUGUAUACAACUGGCUGGCUAGGGCCUUGAAUAGGAAAAACAAAGGAACAGAAUGCACAAACCUGGCAGGAAAGAUCACUUUUUUUCUCUUGCAUAUAUGCAAAAAAAAAGCACCCUUUCCUACAUACGUGCCCCUCAUAGGUGCUCCUAAUAGAUUGCUAGCUUCCAUUCUAGCAGAGGCAACUCCUAGGCUCUAAAUACUGGAAUGCCCCACAGACCUGCCAGCCUGAAAGGGAGUUGCUGCCACUUUUCAGUCUCAUUUUUGCCUGUGGCUUUAACUAAGCGCUUCGCAAGCAAAGAGGCAUUCAGUAGGGCGAAGUCGUGGGCAGAGGUGUCUGUACUUCUCCUGUUGAAUUCCUGCCUGUCAUGGACCCAACCAAAACGGGGAAAUUCUAGGUGGCAGAUUUCGGGGGGGCGGGAAACCUCUCCCCAUUCUUCCAGAACUGGGAAGAAAUAGGGUGGUUUCCUCCUCGGUAAGCAAACGGGUAUAAGCUCCAGAGGCAGUUUGAACCAAGCACUGAACUACAGCGUCCCAGGGGGUGAAGGCAACCCCGGGGUAUCGUUUUAUAACAGAGCUUGCACUGGCGUCGCAGCCGUCCCAAGUCCGCUGCUUUGCGCCCAAGGAACCAGCCCGGGUUCGUGUGGCCCAGCGGAGAGGGCGCGAAGUGCGCCUCCGCAGAGCGGGCAGGGCGCAGCCAAAGGCUCCUCUCCCGCCUGCUCGAAGGUCUCUCCUGAAGCUCAGCUCCGGGCCGUUGCCGCCACCACCUCCGCCGCGCGCGCUUCGAGAGUCGAAUGGGCUGGGAGAAGUUCCCGAGAGCCAGCAAGAACUCAGAGCCAAGCGGCUCGAGGAGCGCCUGCGCACUACAGGGGCGCCAGAUUUGGCGGGAGGGGGAGUGUCCAAAAAGCCUUUGUUAGAUGGCAUCUGUUUACAGAGUUUACGCUUUCAUCUCAACCUGUUUCCUCCUCCCCUCUCCGGCUCCUGAGAACUUAACAGCAUAAGAACCCUUUUUAAGAGGAGACACACGCCAAGCACUUCUUCCAGCUGCAUAAAGCCCUUUCCUCCCCCGCCCGCCCACUCACCUCUCGCCUUUUCCCCCCAGUGACUAAUGCAAGGAUGGCCAGGAGACCUAGGCACAGCAUAUAUAGCAGUGAUGAUGAGGAUGAAGAUGUCGAGUUAUACGAUCAUGACUAUGACGGUCUGCUACCCAAGGGUGGAAAACGUCAUUUAGGAAAAUCACGAUGGACCCGAGAAGAGGAUGAGAAGCUAAAGAAACUUGUGGAGCAGAAUGGCACAGAAGAUUGGAAAGUUAUUGCCAAUUUCCUUCCUAAUCGAACGGAUGUACAGUGCCAGCAUCGGUGGCAAAAGGUGCUAAAUCCAGAACUUAUAAAAGGCCCAUGGACUAAAGAAGAAGAUCAGCAAGUAAUAGAGCUUGUACAGAAAUAUGGCCCUAAACGCUGGUCUGUCAUCGCCAAGCACUUAAAGGGAAGGAUUGGGAAACAAUGCAGGGAGCGUUGGCACAACCAUUUGAAUCCAGAAGUGAAAAAAACAUCCUGGACGGAGGAAGAAGAUAGAAUUAUUUAUCAGGCACACAAGAGGCUUGGAAACAGAUGGGCAGAAAUUGCAAAGCUGCUACCUGGAAGAACUGAUAAUGCUAUCAAAAACCAUUGGAAUUCUACAAUGCGUCGAAAGGUUGAACAAGAAGGUUACCUUCAAGAAGCUUCAAAAGUCAACCAGCCUUCAGGUUUUCCAAAGAAUAAUCAUUUAAUGGGUUUUACCCACACUCCACCUUCUGUGCAUCUGGCAACAGACAUUCAAGCAACAGCGGCCAGUGACUAUUCGUAUUACCAUAUUUCUGAGACCCAAAAUGUCUCUCCUCAAAUCCCAUAUCCAGUAGCACUUCAUGUAAAUAUUGUUAAUGUACCCCAGCCAGCUGCUGCAGCUAUACAGAGACACUAUAAUGAUGAAGACCCUGAAAAAGAAAAACGAAUAAAGGAAUUAGAAUUGCUACUAAUGUCGACUGAGAAUGAACUGAAAGGGCAGCAGGCAUUACCAACUCAGAAUCACACUUCAGAUUAUCCAGGAUGGCACAGCACCACAAUUGCAGACAGUACCAGAACGAGUGGUAAUGGUGCGGCCAUUUCCUCUUUGGGGGAGCAUCAUUGCACUGCAUCUCCACCAAUGGACCAUGGCUGCUUGCCUGAAGAGAGUGCAUCCCCUGCAAGGUGCAUGAUUGUUCACCAGAGUAACUUCCUGGAUAAUGUUAAGAAUCUCUUAGAAUUUGCAGAAACACUUCAGCUAAUAGAUUCCGAUCUGUCAUCAUGGGGUGAUCGCAGCAGUUUUGAAUUCUCAGAAACAUCAAAUGCUUCACCUACCCAGGUUCCCUCAGACAGGACCCCACAGCUUCAGAAAACAGACAGCAAUGUGUGUAAGCUGGAAGGACACUCUCUUGCAGACUUAAGCAAAGCCAUGUUGAGUCAGGAUUCCUUUGCCUUGCCAAAGUCCUUGACUGGCUCCAAAUGUGGCCCACCUCCAUUGGUCAUUCUGCGUGCAAAGAGAAGCCAUCCCAUGAACCAUUUAGCCAAUGGUCAUAAUAAGUCCCUCAUUCUUACUGAAGUCAGCAGCUCAACUCCUAAACAUUCCCCUGUCAAAAGCCUGCCUUUCUCUCCUUCCCAGUUCUUCAGCACUUCUUCUAUCCAAGAAAGUCUGGAUCUGGACAAUCCCGCUUUAAGUUCCACUCCACUGUGUACUCAUAAAGUCGCUGUUACAGGAGCGCUUCAAAAAGACCAAGCAUUUAAGAGCCACAAAGAAAAUAAUUCUUUCAGAACUCCAGCUAUCAAAAGAUCAAUAUUAGAGAGUUCUCCAAGAACACCAACUCCAUUUAAAAAUGCAAUUGCAGCUCAAGAAUUAAAAUAUGGACCCCUAAAAAUGCUGCCUCAAACACCAACUCACCUGGUAGAUGAUCUGCAAGAUGUCAUCAAACAGGAGUCUGAUGAAUCUGGCAUUGUAUCCAGCCUAUGUGAAAAUGGUUUCCCUUUGCUGAAGAAAAUCAAACAAGAGGUGGAUUCUCCAGCAGGGAAAGCAGAAAACUUCCUUUGCUCAAAUAGUUGGGAAGGGGAAGGGCUAAACACACAGCUCUUCCCAUAUGCAUCAUCAGCAGAAGAUGUGCCUAAUCUGCUGACCAGUUCACAUUUAAAGAUGCCUACAUCAGAAGAAGAAGACAACAGUCAUAAAUUAUUCACAUUUCAUAGAACUAGAUCAUCAAGUAGCCCACUUCAGCAUUUUAGCAACACAUGGGAUUCAGCUUUCUGUGGGAAGACGGAGGAUCAGCUGACUUUCUCCGACCCAGCACGCAAAUACAUGGGUGCAUUCUCAACUCGAACUCUGGUCAUGUAAAAGUCCGCCAACAAGCAUUAUGUUCUCUUUUCAAAACACUCUAACAGUUGAUUUGGAUUUACCAUUCUUCUACAUGGGAGAAAAACAUUUUUGUAUAUUUGUUUGUUUGUUGUUAUGGUACAGCAUUUGGGAGCAGCACAAAGUGCAUACAUUCACAAAAGCAUAUAUUAAUCAGGUUGGAAUUUGCCCAACUUUAAAAGGGGAAAUGGACAGAUCAAAGUUCUCUUACACUGAUGAUGCUUUACUCUAUUAAGUUAUCAGGUAUUGAAUAUUAUGCAGUUAUUAAUAAUGCAGAUUUUUAACAACACAGUGAUUUUAAAUGAUUAAAAAUGUUUGGGGAGAUCAAGUGCACAGUAUUAAUUCAGUGAAGAGUUGCUACCUGAGUUCCAGUGCCAAUGAAAAUGUUGUCUAGGUUUUUGUUGUUGUUUUUUUCCUUUUUGAGAGCUGGCACUCAAUCAGUAGCUUAUGCUAAAAUCAUUGAACAAAUGUCUUGGUCUGAAAUACUGCAGGAAAAGCAUUACUGCAAAUGCUACUAUGAAAGUUAAGGCAGGGCCAUACCUUGUCUGUAAAUGCUCACUUAACCUUUAAUUAUUUGAAGUACUGUUCUACUUAAUGGAGAUCUAGAUAGCUUCUCCUUUUUUUAUUAAGAAAAGCUUGCUUUUAUUUUUUUUUUACUACUGUAUGAAGCAUAGUUUUAUGAAAACAAAUUAUAUUUUUAUUCAGUAAUUUAAUUUUGUAAAUGCCAAAUGGACUUUGGGUUGGGUUGUUUUUUUGUUUUUUAAUUUGUAAUGUUCUUUGCCGUUGCAGACUUGCAGCAGGUAGAUGGACUACUAAAGAACCAUAAAGAUUUAUAUAAAAAAAGAAAACCCUAGUUGGGG